Messenger RNA from Drosophila virilis, 1173 nucleotides. RefSeq lists its product as uncharacterized. The record is from RefSeq and is a predicted model, not a curated record. NCBI's taxonomy places the organism in Eukaryota, Metazoa, Arthropoda, Insecta, Diptera, Drosophilidae.
CCUCAAUUGUUUGUUACCUAACCAAGCAAGUCGGGACAUGCACACGUGUGCAUCAAGUUGGCAGGUCAAUUGACAUUGAGCUGCGGCAAUCCUACCUGUGCGUGGAUAUAUGGUAUAUCCAGGGAUAUAAAAGCCGGCUAACAUGUCGCCAAAUGCAGCACUCGUUUCUGAACGCCCGUUGGCCAUGGACCAGAAGACAACGCAGCUGUUGAUGUUCCGCGCACCGUUGGACGCACAGAGUAAACUGUUUAUAUUCAAUUCGCCCAUCGACUAUUCGGAUCAGCAGCUGGUUGUGUAUCAAUAUUCCGGCAUGUUGGACGGCGACAGUGGCUAUUGUGUGGUCUAUAAGAGGGAUCAUUUUAUCAUCAACAAUCCGCCCAAUUAUCAGAGUCCCACCAAGCGCAGCUUUCUCAACGAGUGCAUCCGUCAGCUGUAUAUCAUCAAUGGACUGGCCCACAAGCUGCACUGGGCGCCCAACACAUCGCUGGCCAGCCGCCAGGAGCUGUGGCAGCAGGUGGAUCUUUGCCUGCAGCCGGAGCGUCUCAGUGCGCAAAGCGCCAGCCUGCAGCGGGUCAAGCGGCAGCUGUUCCGGGAGACGCGACGUCGCCGCAAAUGCACGCCCAGUGUGCGCGGCCAGGUCUGGGGCACACAGGUGUUAUACUUUAAGCCGAUGCGCUCGAAGCUUGGCCGGCGGAACAUACGUCGCGGCUACAUGACAGUGGCCAGACACAUUGUGCUCCAGCAAAUGAUACGUGAGAAUCUGAAGCGUGAGAUGAUCCACACGCCCGCGGUAUGCCAGAGCGUCAUCAACGCCGCCGAGGGCAUAUUCAAUAUGAACGCCGGUGUCAUCGGUGAGAUAUGCAGCUAUCAUCGGAGCGCUGCACGCCAUCAGCCCGCCGUGAAUUGUCACCUGAGCGACGCUGAGCUGCGUCUGCGCAACAACGAGGCCUGCCAGCUGACGCAGCGUGCCAAGCGUUUAGAGGCGAUGUUUCUGCACGAACAGGUGCGUCGCGCCGUACAGAAUCAUCAGCUCAUAUUGGAGGAGUCCGUGCGUUCCAUAUACUAUGCCAAGCAGCUGUUUCGUCUGAUUGAGGAUCACGAGGAGUUCGUCUACACGGACAAGCAGAUAAUGGGGCGUGGCUGUUGUUAGAUCAGUCUCCCACUCUCAUCCUC